Molecule: messenger RNA, 987 nt
Organism: Trichomonas vaginalis G3
Lineage: Eukaryota; Parabasalia; Trichomonadida; Trichomonadidae
Product: G-quadruplex RNA binding
Exons: 1
Coding region: 1-987 (328 amino acids)
Biological process (GO): positive regulation of transcription by RNA polymerase II
Cellular component (GO): NSL complex; Ino80 complex; MLL1 complex
Molecular function (GO): protein binding; G-quadruplex RNA binding
Source: RefSeq, a predicted model, not a curated record
AUGACUGACUUUAAAGAGCGUUUUAGCUUUACAACAGAUGAUAUAAAUGCACCACCAAAGCUUAGUGACGAAGAGGCAGCUAAUUUAAUUCUUUCUUGCAUGUCAAUGCCAUUAGAAGCUGCACAAAUUUGUUUUCCAAAGCUUGAUAAGUUCACUUAUAGUGAUUUAGAAGCAACUUUCAAGAAUUAUUUACAAAAUCCACCACAAAUUUCUACAAAAACUAAAAAAUAUCCUUUGAAAACACAACUUACGAAGGAAGAAGACUUUUGGCUACUUAAUUAUCUCAAACACAUAGAUUCAAUAUCAUUCGAAGAAUUUGCCGAGAAAUAUGGCCAUCAUUUUCGACCAUGUUUAACAAUGAAUCAAAUUCUCGCUAGAUUUGAAGAAAUCAAAGCAAUGACUCCUGAAGAAAGACAGAAAAUCGAUGAUGACGUAGUUAAAACUAUGCUUUUCGAACAAUCUUUCAGUAAACCAGAUUCACCAGACGAAAAACAAAAUCUUAAUCUUCAAUGCACUUACGAAAGUCACCAUCAGUAUGAUAUACAACCACAUGUUGAACAUGAGAUUCAAGAACUCCACGAAUUGACUUCUUUACUUUCAAUUACUGCAUUUAAAGGAAAUGACCUCGCAAUUUUGAGAGGACUGAGUGUAGAAUAUGCUAUGCGCCGAGAAGCAAUUCUAAUCGGAAGAGCUUCAACUUUAUCUGAAGUUGACGUUGAUCUUUCUUCCGUUGACGGACAACAUGCUUGCAUUCACAUAUCUCGUCAACAAGCUAUAUUAUCAUUCCUUCCAGAUUGCAAUUUCUAUAUAGAAAAUAUCGGAAACAGAUCUUUCAGAGUAAAUGGCGUAGAAAUUUCAACAGGAAAAAUAUGCAGAAUUCCUCCAUAUGCCAUUCUUGAUUUCUGCGGUAUAUUAUUAAUGUUUAUUCCAAAUGAAAAACUUUUGGAUCAACUCAAAACGAAAUUGAAAAUCUCGAACGAUAAAUAA